Molecule: messenger RNA, 2781 nt
Organism: Drosophila bipectinata
Lineage: Eukaryota; Metazoa; Arthropoda; Insecta; Diptera; Drosophilidae
Gene: Hs6st
Product: heparan sulfate 6-O-sulfotransferase
Cellular component (GO): membrane
Molecular function (GO): heparan sulfate 6-sulfotransferase activity
Source: RefSeq, a predicted model, not a curated record
AAAAAAUAAAUAUAAACAUUUCCGCGCUGACUGUUAUGGUUGUGUCGGUGGCCCACUUCCAGAGUUCUUAUCGGGGAAUCGACUAUGAAGUAUGAUUGAGGCUGCCUUGCCACCGAUUCCCGGCUCGCGACUCCCAAUAUGAUUCGAUCCUGUUGGUGAUGGCAUAGAGCAGUCGGUUUGAAAAAAGGACACUGAUCGGGGGGAAUGGAUCAUGCCCAUGGAUAUGCAUAAGAACGUCUCUGUUCAAGUCGAUAGUGAUUUUGCCUUACUGCUACCCAGUGGAGUUUAUGAAAUCAAGAAAAUGGAACCCCGCUCCAAAAUACGAACAAUCAUUGUGUUUUGCCUCUUUCUGGCCAUUGCCGGCAUCAUCGGAUUCGGAUACUUUUGCCAAGAUCAGGUAUGCGCUUUAUCCAAACGCGCCGUGAUACUCCAGUCCUCGGAUAUGCUCGCAUAUAAUGAGCUGCCACUCCACCAGGCCAACGGCAUUAAUGGCAACAGCAACGGCAACAGUGUGGGUGGCAUCACGGCCAUGGCCUCGAAGGCCUCUGCCCCCCAGAAUAUUAUUGCCAACGCCGGACUGAGCUACGAGGAUGUCCUGAACGAUGACUUCCAGUUCGAUAUGGACGGCCACGACGUAAUGGUAUUCCUGCACAUUCAGAAGACAGGAGGCACCUCAUUUGGUCGCCAUCUGGUCAGGGAUCUCGACCUGAAGCGGCCCUGCGAGUGCCAAAGGCAAAGGAAACGCUGCUACUGCUUCCGGCCGCACCGGAACGAGAACUGGCUCUUCUCCCGCUACUCGACAGGCUGGAAGUGCGGCCUACACGCCGACUGGACCGAGCUGACCAGCUGCGUCGACGUGGAGCUGGACAAGAACGAGGGCGAGACGGCAAAGCGGCGAUACUUCUACAUUUCGCUGCUCCGGGAACCCAUCUCCCGCUACAUGUCCGAGUACCGGCACGUGCGGCGUGGCGCCACCUGGAAAGGCUCCCGCCACUGGUGCUUGGGACGACAGGCCACCGCCGCCGAGCUGCCGCCCUGCUACAAAGGCAAGGACUGGCUGGACGUGGAUCUGGAUCAGUUUGCCGGCUGUGAAUCGAACCUGGCAGCCAAUCGGCAGACCCGCAUGCUGGCGGACCUGGCCCUCGUCGGGUGCUACAACAAGUCCUCGAUGCCCGCCCACGAGCGGGACCGCGUAAUGCUGGCCAGCGCCAAGCGCAACCUGGCCGCCAUGGCCUACUUUGGACUGACUGAGUAUCAAAAGAUGUCGCAGUACAUAUUUGAGGAGACCUUUAACCUGCGAUUCGCCAUUCCCUUCGAGCAGCACAACGCCACAAUAUCGGCGGCUGCCGUCCAGAACUUGCGACCCGAUCAACGGCGCCGCAUCGAAAAGCUCAAUAGUCUGGACAUCGAGCUGUAUGCCUUCGCCAAGACUUUGCUUUUUCAGCGUUUUGAACAUCUGAAGGCGAAGGAUGCGAACUUUGAGCAGCGGUACGCCAAUCUGGGCAACAUCUUCUACAAGCAGGGCGUCACGGAAUUCAACUGGGACAGCAAUGUGGAUGAUGGGCUCAGCACGGAUCAUUGAACUCGAAACCAAAUAUUAACAUUUAGAGACUAGAUUUAGAACACACCAACUCAUAAUUAUUUAGCUGGGCAGGGCAUUUUAGGGGCGGUCACCGAGGUUAUUUCUAAAACCGCAAAAACAACAGCAUAAAAAUCAACCGAAGGACUUUAAACUAGUGUCUAAGCAUAAAGUUAAUGUAAGCAGAUAAAAAACAAAUAGCGGACUUGGCUUGUUUCGUUAAUGAGUAAUAAACAAAAGCUAAGGCAAAUCUCUGAGCGCUAAUUAUAUCGAAACUAUGUAUGUACAUCCUAAGCACAACUCUGAAAUCUAUCCUACUUGUACUCCUCAAUGAUAAGUCGCACCCCAGAAAAUCAUUGGAUGAAUUGUAAAUACUUUCGCAUAAUAUUUUAUAAGCACGUAUGUAAACUCAAUUUCAAUCUGUUGUGAGAGGUGCGAGCAAACUCGAAUCACAUUUUAUCAUCACUUUAAUGAAACCUCACACGCUAUACAUUAUAAUAAAUAAUUAAUUUUAAAGUGUAGCAAUAUUUUAGAGUAUUUAAAUUUUGUUUUAUUGUUACGUCAAGUCUCUGCAAAGCCAAAUCCCCACAAUUAGUCUAAGUGCAUAGUGCUUGGAAAAUGUUUUCGAUCCAACAUCGCAUUUAUUUUAUUUUACAAAAUAGACACCACUGUAAAUACGGCAGAAUAGCCCCAAACCUAAUUUAGAUGUGAGCAUUGAAAUUAACAUAAUUGGUAUGAUUUAACAAAUAAUGUUUUAGCCCGUCAAUGCGGGCUUACCGAGAGUUAGAGAGUUGUUAACAAACAUAAUUGUUUCAGACAAUAAUUAAUUGGAGAUUGAAACCAAACGAAAAUCGAUAAAAUGAAUGCAAAAUUUGAUCAAACAAAGCCAACGAAAAAUAUACAAAAAUACCUAAAACAUUAAAAAGCAUAACCAAGUUGCCCUAAAAACAAAUGAUGUAAAAUAUUUCCAUCUAUAAGAAAUAAGCAUUUGCCAUUUUAUAUACACAGAAGCCAUAACUGAAUUAUGGAAUUGCAAAAAUAUCAAGCAUGCUCACCAGCAAUUCGUAUUUUGUUCGUUUGUAUAAGUUUUGAAAACAAACAUUUUUGUAGCAAAGACACUCGCUAUGAGAGUAAUAUGAAAAAGAAAGCAAAACAAAAAUCAAAGCAGGUCAAAGUGAAUAAAACAAAUGAACUAUUCAAUA